Molecule: messenger RNA, 2262 nt
Organism: Photinus pyralis (common eastern firefly)
Lineage: Eukaryota; Metazoa; Arthropoda; Insecta; Coleoptera; Lampyridae
Product: decaprenyl-diphosphate synthase subunit 2-like
Exons: 2
Coding region: 499-1758 (419 amino acids)
Biological process (GO): ubiquinone biosynthetic process; isoprenoid biosynthetic process
Cellular component (GO): transferase complex; mitochondrion
Molecular function (GO): prenyltransferase activity
Source: RefSeq, a predicted model, not a curated record
GAUCAUCACUAAAUAGAUAAUUUCGUUGAAUUUUUAGGCACUAGUGCGCGAAAGUAGAUAGUCAAUUGUACAAUUGAUGUUCCCGACGUUCGUGCUUUAUUGGGAAAACGCGAUUUAAACCAAGGAGUGCAAAAAACGUUUUGAGCGUGAGUGCUUUGGUUCCAUCAUUAAUAGCGCCCCUGUAUAGAACUCCAUAGCUGUAUAAGAGUCACUGAUCCUGAGCUGUUAACCUCAAAAUUUUAAAAUCUAUCGAUUCGCCCCUCGAAGCAAGAGUCAAAUCAUAUUUCCAUGCAUUUUUCCUGUUAUGUUAUGACGUAAUAUUCGUGAAUACAACAAUGAAAUCGUUCGUAGUUUUCCCCACAUAACGCAAUAAUCCACCUCCAAAGGCACUGGAAGGAGGUUACACCAAAUAUUUAAUGAAGGAAGAUGUGGGUCAACUUUCUCUAAGUUUCAUGUUUCUUAUUUUAGUUUUGGGGGAAACCUCCUUUCCUUUAAGCAAUGCAUUUAUCAAAACUUCCCCUGCAAUUUAUUCAUAAAAGUUUGCUACCACUCGGAGGGGUGUGUGCAAAUCGUAAUCAAUGUCAAACCCGCAAAAUUAGCACUGGCAAUGUGAAUCUUGCAAAAGUAGCCCAAUAUCAAAAACCUGACUGGAAUCGGGCCGUUACCGAGGCAGAGAAGAUUGUCGGCUAUCCAACUUCGUUUUUAAGCCUCAGGUGGCUGUUAAGUGACGAAAUCGCAAAUGUCGCAUUGCAUUUGAGGAAACUAGUAGGUUCGAAUCAUCCGCUACUUAAAACCGGCAAGAGCUUAUUAUACAAUGGCAAAAAUAAUAUGCAAGCUUGGGGGUUGAUUGUACUUCUUGUUUCGAAAGCCGCCGGCCAUGCUCCUGACCUUCCCGAUUUGGAGCAGGAUAAAGCUGCAGGGGUCCUACAUAGUCAGCGCGCUCUUGCGGAAGUGACAGAAAUGAUACGCACAAGCCAUUUGGCUCACAAAGGGUUGGUAAACUUGCAAGGGGACGAAACGAAAGAAGAUACAAGCGAUAUGAUGUUUGGUAAUAAAAUAGCGCUUCUAAUGGGAGACUAUUUACUUGGUAAUUGUUGCGCCGAAUUGGGUGUCUUACGCAACCAAGAAUUGGUAAGCCUGAUGAGUUCUGCCGUUCGAGAUUUGGCGGAGGCCGAAUUUGUGGGACCGCGCGAUAAGCAAAAUAAUCCGUUACCAGCGCGGCCUCUGCCGUACAUUGAGUACAAGCCGUUGAAUGAUGUCGGUUUGGAGCCUUUACUUGUAAGCGAGGCUUUGGGUAACGCACAGGCUGAGUGGACGUUACGGCACGUUUUAAGUGCCGGUAGUUUGUUGGGCAAGUCUUGUCAGGGAACUUUGAAAUUGGCCGGGCAUUCCUAUGAAGUUCAGGAACAGGGAUAUUUAUUCGGUAAACAUCUGGCAUUAGCGUGGCAGGCGUGUUUGGAUCGUGAGCCUUUCGCUCCUGGUAGCACGGAACCUUUUAGCCUUGUGUGCGCACCAGUUAUGUUUCAUUUACAGCAUGAUCCCAGUUUUUAUGAGGAGAUUGAGAAGGGUGAAAUUGACGUUCAUGAUGUGGACUAUGACAAAAUUCGCAAAGAAGUUUUGAACGGUCCCGGUUUGGAUCUUACACAGAAGUUGCAAAGGGAGCAUUCACAAGCUGCACUAGAUGUUUUAAAUCAAUUACCACCAUCUGACGCCCGGACAGCGUUGGGGAACAUUAUUGCAGCAAUACGUGAUAUUUAGACAAGUAUUGCUCAUAUUAAGACUUUUAUUUAUUGUUUUUUAUCUUUUGAUUUGAUGCUUUGUUUAUACUGCGCUGGUUUUGUCAGGAAACAAUGCACUACCCCUUCAGAUUUACAUUGAAGAAACUUUUAUUUUUUUCUGCUUUUCACUCUAGCAAAUGAAUGGCUUUUUUUAAUGCAUUAUUGCAUUAUUGCUUUAUAUUGAAAAUUUCUUUUUAUAUAUAAGAUUUUAGCAAUAUAGCUUUAUUUAACAAUUCUAUACAUAGAUUAUUAAGAGUGGUUGAGGGUUGUUGUUUUUACAUUACAAUGUUUAUCUUUGUUAUUUAAUUUUUUCUUAUAGGUAUACUGUUUUCUAUACGUUUUCUAUCUGCGUUAUACUAAAUUACAUGUACUAUUCUGCAUAGUAUUGACUUGUUUGUAUGAUUGUACAAAACAUUAAGAACCAACAACAAUUGUUUUUUUGUACUUUUGUAUUUUUUAUGAAAAUUAAAUAAUAUUUUUUCAG